This is a messenger RNA of Salarias fasciatus (jewelled blenny), 5011 nucleotides long. RefSeq names its product dystrobrevin, beta a (gene dtnba). Gene Ontology annotation, cellular component: synapse; plasma membrane. The record is from RefSeq and is a predicted model, not a curated record. Lineage: Eukaryota; Metazoa; Chordata; Actinopteri; Blenniiformes; Blenniidae. Gene Ontology annotation, biological process: synaptic signaling. The transcript is spliced from 22 exons. Gene Ontology annotation, molecular function: zinc ion binding. Bases 354 to 2210 code for a protein of 618 amino acids.
UGGUCUGGGAGUGUGAGGGGAGGAGGGGGGCUGGACGGACCCGGAGAGGAGUGACUUUCUUUCAGAAAGAGUUCAUCCCAGGAGCGGCAGGAGCCCGGAGGACGGCGGCGGGUCCGAAGGCUGAGGAACAUGCCUCUGUUACGGAAAUAAACAGACAGACCCGACGGGAGGGGAGGGGGGGACUGUGUUAUUUUAAUCCGAGGAGGAGAUAAACCUGGAGUUUCAGCUGAAGCCGGAGCCACACGUUUCUGUGUUGAUGUCGAUAUUUUGGACACGAAUACCUGCCGAGAACAGUCCCGACGCCCUUUAUUGAAGCUCCUCUGUGCUGUGUGACCCCCCCAGAUACUGAGAGGAUGGUGAUGGAGGAAGGGGACCAGAGAGACCGAGGGAGGGCGACCCCAUUGGACGGGAGGCAGAUCUUCGUGGAACUCGCGGAGCAAAACUUUGAUGCCAUUUGUCUGUCUACGUAUCGAACAGCCUGCAAGCUCAGAUUUAUACAGAAGAGAUGCAACCUGCAUCUGAUCGACAUAUACAACGUGAUCGAGGCGGUGCGAGACGCUGGCCUGAACGCCGUCGAGCUGAACGCCAGCAUCUCAGUGACCAGGCUGGAAAACCUGGUGUCGUCCUUAUUCAACCAGCUCAGCAAACGCCUGCCCACCACACACACCAUCGCCCCGCAGGAGAGCACCGUCCUGCUGGUGGAGUUCAUUUUGGCCGCUAUCGACAGUGAACCUGAUGGACGACUGACGGUUCUCUCCGUGAAGGCGAUUCUGGCGACACUCUGUGGAGGGAAGCUCGUGGAUAAACUUCGCUAUGUGUUUUCUCAGGUAUCAGACUCCACCGGCGGGUUGGUACAGUCCAAGUUUGACAGCUUUCUGAGGGAGGCUCUCAAGCUGCCCACUGCUCUGCAUGAAGGUCCAUCAUUUGGCUAUACACCCACCUUAGCACGCUCCUGCUUCCCACAGCAGAAGAGAGUCAUGCUCAACAUGUUCCUGGACAUGGUGUCUGAUCCUCCCCAGUGUCUGGUGUGGCUGCCUCUGAUGCACCGCCUGGCUAACGUGGAGCACGUCUAUCACCCGGUGUCGUGCUCCUACUGUCGUGGCAACGGGAUGACGGGCUUCCGCUACCGCUGCCUCCGUUGCCGUGGCUACCAGCUCUGCCAGAACUGCUUCUGGCGCGGCAAUGCCAGCGGCUCUCAUAGCAACCAGCAUCAGAUGAAGGAGCACUCGUCCUGGAAGUCCCCGGCGUCAAAGCUGGGCCGAGCCCUCAGCAGGACUCUGGGCUGCGUGUCGUCCAGGGAGCCCCCCCACCCCAUUUACCCGGAGGAGCCCGAGAGGACCCUCAACCUGGCCAACAUCGUCCCUGCAAGACCUAUUGGGAAUCCCAGUGAAGCCAUGUUGAUGUCUGCGCCACCGCCCGAGUCCUCCAAAAGUGUGGCGGCGGCUCAGCGGAUGAACGAGGAGCACGCUCUGAUCGCCGCGUAUGUGAAUCGGCUCCAGAGCAGCCCACGCGUGGACAGUCCCAGCAGGCAAGACGAAGAGCACAAGCUGAUCGCUCGCUACACAUCACGACUGGCUGAGACCGACGGCUCUGGAGUGAUUCCCACCCGCAGCAUCAACUUUGAUGUCAACAAACAGAAGAGGGAGCUCAUCGCUCAGCUGGAGUGCAAAAACAGAGAGAUCCUGGCAGAGAUCAAACGUCUCCGUGCGGAGCACGACGCGGCGUGCCAGCUCAGCCCGGAGAAAGGCAGCAGCACCAACCCCACUCUGCUGGCCGAGCUCCGCCUGCUCAGACAGAGGAAAGAUGAACUGGAGCAGAGGAUGUCGUCUCUGCAGGAAAGCAGGAGGGAGCUGAUGGUGCAGCUGGAAGGACUGAUGAAGCUGCUCAAGGAUGAGGAACAGCGGCAGGCAGCGCAGGCAGCCGGCUCCUCUCACGCCUCUCCGUCUCGGCCGAGCCCGUCCACCGUCCGAUCCGUCGGCGCCGCUUCUCCUCACGCCCACAUGUACCAUCCCCAAGACUCCCUCGCCGGGGUCGGUGGAGACGUGCAAGAGGCCUUUGCUCAAGGCCCAAGGAGGAACCUGAGGAACGACCUCCUGGUGGCAGCUGACUCCAUCACCAACACUGUGUCCUCGCUGGUCAAAGAGCUUCACUCUGAUGACGGCCGAGAGGAGGAAGAGAGACUCCUGAAUGGAAAAGACAGAGCAGGUUAAACUGGUGGCAGGAUGAACAAAUACAGCAGAGUGAAGUUUCAUGGAGGCCAAAGAAGAUCGACCCUGCUGAGACUAAAGUUGUAUCUUCUCAUAUUCAUUGUUUAGCCAACGGGGAGUUUAGCUCUUCCGCCAAUCAACCAAUCACGAUGCUGGACACCAAAUGACCGCCGGGUCCCUACUGAUGUAUAGCUGUGAUUCUCUCUGUGUGUCUUGUCACUGUGGUUUUGCUUUUUGUUGAGAUUUGAUCGUGCAUAGCUAAACAAGGAAUUUGAAACCUACUGAUUUGUACUGUAGCAUGAGUGUGUGUGUGUGUGCGCGCUCGUGUGUAUGUGCGCAUGUUUCCAAGGUGCAAGAGGGUCGAGAAAGUGAGAGAGCAGAUAAAGAAAGACAGAAAGAAAGAAAGAUGUGUUUUGUGAAGGAUAAAAGAGCGGGAGAGUUUCAGGAUCCAGAGGGAGAUAAAGAAUGUAACUGUGGAAGGAAGUCGAGCAAAAAACAAACAAAAGAAAGUCAGAAAGACAAGCUGUAAAGUUUUAAGUUUCGGCACUGUGUGCUUUGUAUUUAUUGCUUUGAUUUGAUUUUAGGCAUUUACUCAUUCUGUCUCAGUGUUUGUGUGUAUGUGUGUGUGUGUGUGUGGGGUCAGGCCCUGCUGAGACAAUAAGCUUUAAUGGGACAUUUACUGCUGCGGCGCCCAGAGGCAGCGCAGAGCAGAGCCUGUAGGUCCCGGUGCUGGACGUAAAGAUGGACGGCGUGUCGUCACAUCCUCCCGCCGCGCCCCAGCGAAGCGAAGCUUUCGUGGAGCGGAGAGCUGCCUUUUUUUUUUUUUUUUUUUUUUUUGCUGUACUGUUAUUUUCACAGCAUUAUUGUUUCUCCAUGAUUCCCCCACGAUUUGUUUCAAUUGCAAAUAAGAUCUUGAGGCUUCACUUUUUGUAUCUUUCGUCCAUCUUCACGUUACAGUCUGCGUCUAAAACCUGGGCGAGGUUAGUGCUGUGGGCGCCGGUAAGAUGGCAGCUCAGGAUGUCCAGACCUCGAUGUGUCCCGGUACUGCAGUGGGACGACCGUCAGAGAGGAGGUAUCUGAUUACUCUGUGUGUGUGUGUGUGUGUGUGUGUGUGUGUGUGUGUGUGUGUGUGUGUGUGUGUGUGUGUGUAAGAGAGCGAGUGAGAGGAUAUAAAACCACUGGCCUCAGUUGGGCCGGUUAAGCAAAGAGCGGCGAAGCUGGAAAUAUUUAAGGUAUUUAAGGUCAAUUCAGUCGGCGUUACCGUCUACGUUCCCGUAUGCAUUUUGUUCCUCAUCUGUGGGGAAAAGAGUCCCGAUUCGACCUGAAGGCGGGUCCGUGGCUGUGUUCACAUGUGGGUGGAUUCCUGGUUCAAACAGAAAAAGGAGGAGGGAUCAUGUAUCUCUAUAUUUCACAACAUGGUGUGAUUAAAAUUCAGUCAGGACUGAGAAUUUGUGCGUUUCAUGCAGUAUGAAGUCACGUCAACAGUACUGUUCCCACCUGGAUUAGCUGCUGACUUCCUUUGGGAGUAAAUACCACAAUCACACCGUCGUCUGAGAACUCAGCAAAUGUAAACAAGCUCCUCUGUCCUUCAUCCGAAGGAAGGCCCACAAUCACUUCACGUUAAUUAUCCCGACUUCCUGCACUUAUGGGAUCGCUCCGGCGGCUUUGCCCAAAAUCACAUCCUCGCUUCUUUUAGCCAAAUAAAGUGACGAUCUUCUUUGUGAACGCAACCUUAGGACGCCACGAAGGAAUGCAACGUCAGCCUUCUCUUGAAAAAUCGUGGCUACUGGAGCUGUUACAAUAGACCGCAAGUCAGGAUCAGCGUUGCGCGUCGUCGCGCCUUGCUUUAUUUCUCCAGGUUUUAACGUGUUGGGAGAACCUCUGAAGACUUUUACACCUAUGCGGAUAAGCUUGAUGGUUUUCUGGUGCUUUAAUCAUCAGUGUAUGAAGAAACAAACUGUCCCAGUUGAUUUGGGGACGCUCACAGUGUAACUGGAGACUUUUCUUUUUUUAAUCAAAGACUGACUUUAGUGUGUGUUUCUCGCAGUUCGGUUGAAGUAAUCAUUGAAGAAACACUGUAAUAGCGUCUGCUUGAUUCCAUACAGGUGUGACACCAGCUUUCAAUGUCAGCGUUUCUGCUAAGUCAGGGUUUUUUUUUACGUUAAAAGAGUUCAACCAAACUUUGAAUCAGAGCAAACCAACCCCGUGUUCCUUGUUGAGAGCCGUAGCCUCUCUCGUAGCUAACCUAAGCUUUAAUAAAUUGAUUUUAACGUUUUCUGUGCAAAUGUUAAAGCGACUUUUACGAUCUAAACGCCACCUGGCCAGGACAGCGCCUCACACUUUGGCUGCUCUGCUACAUUUCAAGCUUCUUGUGAAAUUCAGGGGAUUGUGGGAGUCGAUGUACAGUAUGACCCAAAGUCUUUUUUUCCCUUACUUUCCACAGCCAUGUUUUAAGGUCAGGUUUUUAUCAGAAAUGUGUUUUUUCUCUUUUUUUUUCCCACAUGCAAUCUCUUCUCACAAGAAGCUUGUUGUUGUACAGUUACGUGACUUUUUGUUUUUUCCCCUCGGGACUAUUUGAUUGACUGAUCACGUCCUGGAUGAUUAUAUUUCUGGUCUGCUGAGCAACUGACUGACUGUGUGAGUGACGCGAUGAAUGAUCGGGCUCGUGUUUCGGCGUGCGUGUCUUUAAGUGGCUCUCGACAAAAAAGCUGUAAUCACCUUCGGCUCUGAACCUGCCAGUGCUGACAGUGUGAGAGGAACGUGUGGAUCUGUGAUUUAUCUGCAAUAAAUAAUAUUUAACAUCA